AUGCGGAAACCUGUGUGCAUUUCCAGCCUGUGCUUUUUAGCCAGUGUUUUUGCCAUUGGCCAUUUGGAUAUUUAUACUGAUACAGAUAUUUGGGUCCCUGAACUAAGACGUUUGGACACAUUUUUACGGAACUAUGAUAUUUCAUGGCCACAAACUUCAUCUCAAUCACCUGCUACGACACCUAAGUACCUUGGGCUCUUACAACGACUAAAACAAAAUGUUCUUCUGUCCAGUGGAAUGCAGCUCUGCUCUCUGAAGACUUUACAGCAAGCCAUAGCCAGUCAUCUUGAAUAUUACCAGCUCAGAACAUGCCAGGAAGUAGUUUGGGAAGCCUUCAAGAUUUUCUUGGACCGUCUUCCUGAGGAGGAGGAAUACCAGCACUGGAUGUACCAGUGCAAGUCUGGUAGCGUCAGUAUGCAGAAAAUUGGAAUUACUUUUAGCCAAUCAGAAGAAUAUCUUGGCCUUUUACACAGAAGGCUGAUUCAAACUGGAAUGAUCAAUGACACUUUGAAAACACCACUGUGCAGACCUCAGUGUGAGCAGGACAUCACUCCUCCAGAGGAAACAUCUUCACAUAAAGCUCAUCCUACAAAGGGACCACAACAAUUUGAUAUGACUAAUGGAAUUUUGGCUAAAGAUACUACAACUGAUUUGAUUCAAGAAAAGGUAGAUCAUCAUAUCGAAAACGACUUUCUGGAAGCCUUCACUGUAUUACAAAUAGAAAAUGUGGGAGUGAAUGAUGUCACUACACAGCACUUUCUUUCCCAGCAGACCAAUAUUGAAGUGAAAGAAGACUUCAUCCCAAAAAGUACUGUGGAAACUCUGCACAAUCGAGCUAUAACAGUGGCCUCCUCCCAAUAUUCUGAAGUAAAACCAGCUGACUCUGACCAUGUUUUACGACCUGGUGCAAGUAAAGUAAAUGAAUUAUCUCAGGUAGUGCACAUUUCUAAAGAGGACCUGCCCAAAGAUAUGGAUGAACCAACUGGUGACCACUCUAAUGGCUUCUCCACCCAAGAUCCUAAUGUUCACAAAACUGAUUCUAAUCCUGUUUCUGCAUCUGGGACAAGGAAAGAUACUGUGACAUCUCAGACUCUGGAAAUACUUCAAGAGAACCUGCCUAAAUAUAAUAAAGAACCAGUUGGAAAUUACAGUGACAUUGUGUCAUCCAAGGCAGCUGGAUCUGAUGUUGUGUCUGGGCCUGGGGCAGGGCAUGAUAAAACAAUAUCUCAAAUAGAGAACAGUCUUGUUGAGUAUCUGCCCAAGGAUAGUAAGAAACAAGUUGAAAACCACAUUGAUAAUAGCUUCACCAAAGUGUUUGAUGUCAAGGAGGCUGACUUAUAUCCUGUUUCUGGACCUGGAGGAUAUGAAGAGGAGGAAGCAUCACAGAUAAAAGACAGUAUUGAAGAAGAUCUGACCAAAGAGAGUAAAGAAUCCGUAAGAUACCACAUUGAUUUUGUCUCCACCCAAGCUGCUAAGAUCAAGGAACUUGAUUUUAAAUCAAAACCUGGAACAAGUGACGAUGAAGGAAUAUCUGAUAUUGUUGCUAUUCCUAAACACAACAAUCCCAAAGAUGAGGAACCAGUAAAAGAGAUAAAGAAAAAUACAGGGAUUAUUAUUGACAUUCCUUUGUCUGAAAAUUAUGAGCUAUCCACAUCUACCACAAUGUCUGAGACUCUGAAUGAUUAUCUGGCACCACCCCAUAAAGCACCUGCUGGGGUAUCUACAGAGUCAACACAAGUCAAAGUGAUCACAGAUGAACCUGCAUUUACGAGACCAUAUAAGAGACUAACAGAAGCCCCACAACUAGAUCAAAAAGACAAGGAGCUUAUGACUCAAACUGAGGAACACCUAGAAGAAUAUACUAAGGUUGUGAUAGAAACAGAGACGCUAGUCACACAAGACAACAAGGUCUUUAUAAAAAUAGAGGAAGCUGUUACCACUGCAGCUGUGGAAGAAACUAACAUUCCCACAACAAAGGAAAGAGAUGCAAAAACUAGCAAAGAAAAAGAUGCUGAAAUUUUUAUAAUGAACAAGAAAAAUAAUUAUGAGCUUGCUGGGAAAACAGUUUCUUCUACUGUUCACACCACACCUAUCUUCCCAAAGAAAGGGUCACCAUUCACCAUCACUACAAUGCAAAGACCUAAAGAAUUUGAGCCAACAUACCCUAAUUUACAAAGUAACGAUGAAGAGGAAAGUAAAGGCACUGCUAUUGGGCAGGGUGGUAACCCUGGGCGUGCUCUAAUUGUCUUCUUCAGUCUCCGUGUGACCAACAUGGUUUUCUCUGAAAACCUCUUCAAUAAGAGAUCUCCAGAAUACAAAGCCCUGGAGCAGAGGUUCCUUGAGUUGCUGGUCCCAUACUUGCAGUCAAACCUCAGUGACUUCCAGAAUUUAGAGAUCUUAAACUUCAGGAAUGGCAGCAUAGUGGUAAAUAGCCGUAUGAAAUUUUGGAAACCAGUUCCCCGAGGAGUCACCACAGCUGUGUACCUAAUUCUGGAGGACUUCUGCAAUACAGCAUACCAGACCAUGAACCUGGCUAUAGACAAAUAUUCACUGGACGUGGAGUCAGGUGAUCAAGCAGACCCAUGUAAAUUUCAGGCGUGUAAUGAGUUUGCAGAGUGUAAAUUAAACCAGUGGUCCGGUGAGGCAGAGUGUGUGUGUAAUUCUGGAUAUUUUAGUGUAGAUGACCUGCCUUGCCAGAGUAUCUGCAAAAUCCAGCCAGACUUCUGCCUAAAUGAUGGCAAGUGUGACAUAAUCCCAGGUCGAGGAGCUAUCUGCAGGUGUCGAGUUGGGGAGAACUGGUGGUACAGAGGGGAGCACUGUGAAGAGUACGUGUCAGAGCCGCUGGUUGUGGGCAUUGCCAUUGCGUCAGUGGCUGGUUUCCUGCUUGUGGCUUCAGGAGCCAUUUUCUUCUUAGCUCGAGCCCUUAGAGACAAGUAUGAUGAGGAGAUGGAGGACCCUGUCAGAAGAGAGGACAGUGUCUCUUUCCAGGAGAGGGGUACCAAGUAUAAUCCCAUGUAUGAAAGUGAUGCAACGACAGGUUAUAGCCAUUACUACCAGCGAUACCCUGAGCCCCCGAUUCAAAGCAGCGCCAGCAUUGAGGCCUCUACAGACUUCAGCAGUGACGAGAUCCGCCACAUCUAUGAAAACAGUGAACUCACCAAAGAGGAAAUUCAGGACAGGAUCCGCAUCAUCGAGCUAUAUGCUAAAGAUCGUCAGUUUGCUACCUUUUUCAGACAGCAUCAAGUGUAA
Messenger RNA from Trichomycterus rosablanca, 3249 nucleotides. RefSeq names its product interphotoreceptor matrix proteoglycan 2a (gene impg2a). Lineage: Eukaryota; Metazoa; Chordata; Actinopteri; Siluriformes; Trichomycteridae. The record is from RefSeq and is a predicted model, not a curated record. Gene Ontology annotation, biological process: visual perception. Gene Ontology annotation, molecular function: heparin binding; hyaluronic acid binding. The coding region runs from base 1 to 3249 and encodes 1082 amino acids. The transcript has 14 exons.